GGUUAUAAUCCAUACUAACAAGUGCUGUGUCUACAUAAGCACGUGAAGCACACUACGGUCACUUCUCAUCUCAAGAGCCUACCAGAUGAAGUGAAGCUACUGUGGGCGCUGCAGACUCACGCACUACCCAUCAAGCACGAAGCCUUUAAAAGCAAACUCAUCCUACGGAUUGCAAUCAGCCACGAUCGUGAUAACAACAGAAGUAGAUCAAUAGCAAAAGGAAAUCAUGGCUGACACAAAGGCAGUGAUCAAAAACACCGAUAUGAGUGAGGAGAUGCAGCGGGAGGCGGUGAACUGUUGCACUGAAGCCAUAAAGAAUUACAGCGUGGAGAAGGAUGUAGCUGCGCAUAUCAAGAAAGAGUUUGACAAACGCUACAACCCGACGUGGCACUGCAUUGUGGGACGGAAUUUUGGCAGCUACGUCACACAUGAAACAAACAACUUCAUUUAUUUGUACCUCGGUCCAGUUGCGGUGCUACUGUUCAAGUCCGGUUGA
Molecule: messenger RNA, 496 nt
Organism: Dicrocoelium dendriticum
Lineage: Eukaryota; Metazoa; Platyhelminthes; Trematoda; Plagiorchiida; Dicrocoeliidae
Source: the annotation of a GenBank genome assembly